AGCUUCUUAAGAUCAGCUCCACGCAUCGACCUCUGGGGUGUGUGCUUUUUCGUAUUACGUUGACUCCCCAGGUUUUCCACGGUGGUUGUUGAGGGCGGCAGAAGCACACCAGCAAGCACCAUGGAUCUCCUGCCCGUUCCUCUCGCUGUGCUCAUCCCAGCUGGGAUCCUGGCCUAUGUCAUCGGGGGCGCCAUCUAUCGACUAUAUUUCCAUCCGCUGAGCAAGUUCCCUGGUCCGAAGCUGGCUGCAGUAACCCAUCUUUUCGAGUUCUACUUCAACCUGGUCAAGGGUGGCAUGUUUAUCUGGGAGAUUGAACGCAUGCACCAACAGUAUGGCCCCAUUGUCCGGAUUACCCCUCAUGAGCUCCAUAUCAAGGAUCCUCAGUUCUAUGAUGAGAUCUAUGCUCCCGGUUCGAGGAAACGGGAGAAGUAUAUUGGCUUCGUAGCCCACUUUGGAACUCCGCAGUCGAUGGUGACGACCAUCAAUCAUGACCACCACCGUCUGCGCCGUGGUCUUCUAAACAGUUAUUUCUCCAAACGGUCAGUGAUGCGCCUAGAACCUCUGAUCCAGGGGAAUAUAGACAAACUCUCCAAGCGCCUCGAGACGGCAAGCAAGACUGGUGCCGUUAUCAGACUAGAUGCCGCGUUCACGGCCCUGACCAUGGAUAUUAUCACGCAUUACUCUUACGGGAAGAGCUACAACUAUCUCGACGAGGAUGACUUCAAGCUCAGCUGGAAGGAGGCAGUCCUGGAAGCGUCAGCUAAUGGCGCCAUGCUCAGGCACUUCCCGUCUGUUCUAACCGUCUCGAAGAGCAUCCCUCCUUGGCUCCUGAAGAAACUGGAUCCCCAAGCGGCCGUUCUCUUGGAGAUCCAGCACAUGGUCAGGAAGCAAUCGCUGGAAUCGCUUGAGUCUUUUGAGAAGGCGGAUAAUAAAGGCUCACAAGCUACCGCUUUCGACGCUCUAUGCGACCCCAACCUACCGCCGGAGGAACGAACGAUCGACCGCUUGCAGGAUGAGGGACAGAUUCUCCUUGCUGCUGGCAGCGAGACCACUGCGAAGACAUUAACCACGAUCGCUUUCUAUCUUCUCAAUGACCGAGCUCUUCUAUCCAAGUUAAGAGAGGAACUCAAGAAGGUUAUGCCGACACCGCUGAGUACUGCAUCCUGGACGGAGCUCGAGCAGCUGCCAUACCUGGGAGCCGUCAUAAAUGAAGGCUUACGACUCUCAUACGGAGUCACGACCCGACUUCCCCGUGUUGCACCCACCGAGGCUCUCAAAUACAAAGACUGGGUCAUUCCACCAGGGACGCCCGUCAGUGAAUCUUCCUAUUUCGUGCACAUGGAUCCGUCGAUCUUCCCGAACCCUGAAUCGUUUGAUCCAGAACGAUGGAUCCGCGCCGCGGAGAAGGGAGAACGGCUCGAUCGCUUCAUCGUCUCAUUCACCAAGGGAAGUCGGCAGUGUCUGGGCAUUAAUCUCGCCUAUGCUGAAUUAUUCCUCACCGUUGCAGGAAUCUUCCGUCGCUUCGAUAUGGAGUUACAUGACACGACCGUUGAUGAUGUCCGGCUCGUGAGAGACCGGUUCUUUGGUGCCUCGCGGGACGGGUCGAUGGGUGUUCGGGCAAGUAUCUCUGGAACCAUCAAUAGCUAGAUACCCUUUUUUUCUGAAUUCUGAAUGACAAGAGUCUUGAUCUUAAUGGCACUUUCGAGGCAUGGUGGCCAGCACUCA
Molecule: messenger RNA, 1725 nt
Organism: Paecilomyces variotii
Lineage: Eukaryota; Fungi; Ascomycota; Eurotiomycetes; Eurotiales; Thermoascaceae
Product: putative cytochrome P450
Exons: 5
Coding region: 121-1647 (508 amino acids)
Molecular function (GO): monooxygenase activity; heme binding; iron ion binding
Source: RefSeq, a predicted model, not a curated record